CCUCAAACCAGUCAACCACGAUGUUGACCCCCACGAGCUCCACCGGGGACGAGUUCAGUAAGGCGAUGCAAACUCCCGAGCAGCCUAUGGAACCACCACAGCAGCUGCCUCUACUCCAACAGCAACCACAGCCGCAAUAUAAGCCGUAUUCGCCAGGAGAGAACAUUGUCUCGUCUGCAACUGCGGCGAUUCAGGAUCACAGUAUUCACCGUCAAUCGCUUUCCUACACCGAUCACCGUCAAUCCAUGUCCUUCGGCGUAGCUCCACUGCAAGUUUCACGCAACAAAGGAGACGAGAUCUUCUUCAAUGAGCCACAGCAGCCAGAGCCAAGUUCUAAACCAUCUUCUAGGCCCAUAACCUCAUCCUCCCAUGACGAAUCCUUCUCCGACCACGCCAUCGACGUCCCCGCCCCACUGAAUCUAUCAGGGGCUCCUUCCACCACCGCAUCUACCCCAGGCCCAACUCCGGCGCCAGUACCCACCUCUUCAUCCGGCCUCGCAACCCUCUCCUCCCUCCUCCCCAAAUCCCUCUCCCCGCCCUCUUCCCAUCCUGCCAUCACCAACCUCCAAAACCUCCUCUCCUCCCACCCAGCCGACUUCACCUUCCUCACCUCCCUAACCACCACCUACGAGUCCGCCGCCACAAAACUCCGCGGCACCCUCGACCGCGAGCGUCGCGCGCGCCAGGAGGAAAGCGAGGCCCGCACCGACCAGCUCUUCAACGACAACGAGAUCUCGUACGCGGACAUCGGCUCGCUGGAGGACGACUUCAAGGCCGAGGAAGCGCGGCGGAAAGCCAAGGAGGACCGCGAGGAGUACGCGCGCUUCGUCGAGGGCGUGUUCGACAAGGGGUACGAGCAGCUGCAGGAGGGCGUGCGCGGGCUCAUGGGCGGGCUCGGGGAGUGCGAGAAGCUGCUCGAGACGAGCGUCGCGGGCAUCGAGGCGCUGGAAACGAGGGACGUGGCGGCGGCUUCUCCGCCGCCGCCGACGCUGAUGGUGAUUGAGGUACUGCGGAAGUUCUAUGAGGCGGUGGAGCUGCGGCAUGAACGGAUUACGCAGUUGGUCGCGGAGCGGGAUAGGCGAUAUAAGAAGACGGAGAUCACGCCGCUGUAUGCGGCGGGGAAUAUCGCGAAGAUGAAGAGUGUGGAGCGGCAUUUUGAGAAUGCGGAGAGGCAGGCUGUGCUAAGGGCGAAGAGCGAGCGUGCAGAUAGGGUUGCGGAUUUGGUCAGGGAGAUUGAGGAGGCGGUUGUGAGGUCUGUGGGCGCGAAUCAGGGCGUCAGGGAUGAGAUUGUGGCGGUGCUUGGUAAGAUCUCGCCCAAUGAGGUGCAGGCGGAGAAUGGCGUCGCGGUUGUGAGGCUUGCGGAUCAGGUGCUUAAGGCGUUGGAGCAGAGUUCGAAGGAUCUGAUGACGACGUUUAAUGAGGUUGAGCUUGUGCUUAACGGGGCGGUUAUUGAGGCCGAGAUUGCGGCGGCGAAGGCAGAGAAUUUGGGGGCUGAGAAGGAGAAGCCCAGGGUGGCUGGGCUGGAGCAAGAAUUCAAGGAGGGCGAGGAGCGGCUGAAGGGUGAGCUGGUACGCAGGCUAGGUGUGCUGGAAGAGGAUCUUCGGGAGGGAGAGGCCCUUAUCAAAGACAGGUUGGCAGGAGCUGGCACACAAGGUGGCACACCGGGGGCUGCGCCGCCGUCCAACGAAGAGGCGGUAAAGGCUGCUAGGCUUAAGGCAGCGCUUGAGGAGGCCAAGAGGAGGAAUGGGCACUGAGUAUCUGUUGCUAAUACCGUUUGGAUUUCGGGUUGGGUUAGUGCGUUGAAGCGUUCUGGGGGCGUACUGGGAUAUGUCAUUUGCGCGGUCUGAUUUCGAAUGUGGAGACCUUUACAUCCUGCGUAUUCAUUAAUCGAUAGGCAAGAGUGCCUCCCAUAUUUCUA
This is a messenger RNA of Mytilinidion resinicola, 1918 nucleotides long. RefSeq lists its product as uncharacterized. The coding region runs from base 21 to 1754 and encodes 577 amino acids. The record is from RefSeq and is a predicted model, not a curated record. Lineage: Eukaryota; Fungi; Ascomycota; Dothideomycetes; Mytilinidiales; Mytilinidiaceae. The transcript has a single exon.